Molecule: messenger RNA, 1211 nt
Organism: Sesamum indicum (sesame)
Lineage: Eukaryota; Viridiplantae; Streptophyta; Magnoliopsida; Lamiales; Pedaliaceae
Gene: NFU4
Product: NFU domain protein 4
Biological process (GO): iron-sulfur cluster assembly
Cellular component (GO): mitochondrion
Molecular function (GO): iron ion binding; iron-sulfur cluster binding
Source: RefSeq, a predicted model, not a curated record
UUACUUAAUUUGUUGUUGUGUGAUGAACGCUCUUGAGAAAUCUUGGCUGAAGUGAGAGCAAAAAGGGGUUGAUUGACGAUGAGAAGCUUGGGAAGGCUGGUGCGUCGAGCACUUCUCUUGAGCAGCAACAAUGGCGGAUCAAUAUCAGAGCCCUUCAAUUCACGAAACCCACCUCGCGGAGCAUACCUGUUCAGUAGAUUCUUUUUCUCUUCUUCUUCUUCUUCUUCUUAUUCAAGUGGUUUAUCCGAUUUAGUCUCCUUGAAGUCUUCUCUGGGCCACUCCCAAUGGAACCAUUUCCAAGGGCAGAGGAGGAGCAUGUUUAUCCAAACACAGUCAACUCCUAACCCUGCUUCUCUCAUGUUCUAUCCUGGGAAGCCAGUUAUGGAGGCAGGGAGCGUGGACUUUCCUAAUGCACGUUCUGCUAUGAGUUCACCUUUGGCAAAGGCUCUGUUUGGAAUUGAUGGAAUUACCAGAGUCUUCUUUGGAUCAGAUUUCAUAACCGUGACAAAGUCCGAGGAAAUUUCAUGGAAUUUGCUGAAACCUCAAAUCUUCGCAGCAAUCAUGGAUUUUUAUUCCUCUGGGCAACCGUUGAUCCUAGAUUCAACUACUGCAGCUUCCAUGGACACAGCUAUACACGAAGAUGAUUCUGAAACUGUUGCAAUGAUCAAAGAACUCCUAGAGACUCGUAUCCGUCCAGCAGUACAAGAUGACGGUGGAGACAUUGAAUAUGUGGGAUUCGAUCCAGAAACGGGAAUAGUUAAACUACGAAUGCAGGGAGCCUGCAGUGGAUGCCCUAGUUCGUCCGUCACUCUGAAAUCUGGCAUAGAGAAUAUGCUAAUGCAUUAUGUGCCCGAGGUCAAAGGGGUAGAACAAGAACUUGAUGAUGAACACGAGGAUGCAGCACUGACUGGAGCACCACACGAGUAAAUUGACAAUCUUUCCUGCAUUUCGGGUAUCGUUACUUGAGAUAAAGCACAUUUUGUUAAGUCUUGAAAGUCAUAAAAAUGUGACGGAGGACGGUUUCAUGCCUCUGCAAGUUAAACUAUCCCUACCCGUAAAUCCUUUAACUUUGUUUCUUGUUGCAGCUUUGACCUAGCCGUAUCGUUAUGAUUAACUGAUUUUGUAGCUUUUUGUGUAGCAUGUUGAAGCAUUAUGUGCUGAUCAACUGUUGUUUCCGGAGUUUUUCUCCAACAUUUUGACCUGUUUCUUUC